AUGCCCUCACAGCGCGGCUCGGCGCGGAGGCGGCAGCGCUGCGUGCUGCUGGCCGGCAUCGCCAUCCUGCUGAUCGCUCUCGUCCUGGCCGCCGUGCUGGCCUCCGCCCUCACGGGGCGCAAAGAGGAGGCGAGCCCGGAGCCGCUGAGGUGGCAGGGCAGGGGGACGACCAGGAACCUGCGGGAGAUCGUCCUGGGGAGAUGCUACAGUUACCUCGCCGAGGGGCGCGUGGAGCUGGGAGAUAAGGAUUGCCUUAAAAUAUGGGAAUCAUUAAAAGCUGCAUUCAUUCACAAGAAUCCCUGUAAUGCUACAACAAAAGAUUAUCAGCCUUUAAUGGAGUUGGCAAGUCAUCCAGUACCCUGCAACAAGUCACUGUUUUGGAGCAGGACGUAUGAUCUCGUUCAUCUUUAUUCAAAAUCCAAUCACCAUUUCCUUACCUUGGAGGACACAUUCCUGGGUUAUAUGCUUGAUGGGCUUUCAUGGUGUGGAGACCCCUCAGCUCCAGGAAUCAACUAUGAAUCUUGUCCAAAAUGGAGUGAAUGUGAAGGCAGUUCUGGCUCUGUAUUCUGGAAAAUGGCAUCCAAGAUGUUUGCAGAAGCAGCAUGUGGUGUGGUUCACGUGAUGCUCAAUGGAUCAAUAGAAGCAGGAGCUUUCAGAAGCAGCAGCGUUUUUGGAAGUGUUGAGAUCUUUAACUUAAAUCCAGAUAAAAUUUCUGAAAUACGUAUUUGGCUUAUGCAUGACAUCGGCGGACCCCAAAGGGAUUCCUGCUCAGGCUAUUCCAUAAAGAAGUUAAGAAACAUCUUAGAAGAACGAAACUUUAAGAUCACUAAGAUCACCUGUGAAGACAAUUACAGGCCAGUCCAGCUCCUUCAGUGCGUACAUAAUCCUGGCCACCCAGACUGCAGUCUUUGCAUCAACAGCACGGAAGCUCCUUGAAACAGAGUGCUCCACACUAUGUAAGACUUGAUUUGUGUGCAAAACUGGAAAGGACAUGACUAUGUAGCUUACAGUGAUAUAUAGCACCAUGGAUGUACAGAGCCAAUAACCAGGAAUCCUUGCUGUGAUACUAACAGCCAAGUCGCAGGAGGUGGUAUUUUAGCUGCGAUUCCUGUACACACACAGGCAAACAAGCAUGCUGUUUCAGAAGGGCCAAAGGCAUGUUCAAUGAUUGAGGACAGAAGAUUUGUUCCCUCAUAUGUAGCUACUUGUGCACAGAGCAUCAGAGCAGAGGCUGCCUUGGGCACGCACAAAGAAAGUUGCCAGUGGAGACACAGUUUGCUAUGAUCUGUAUGCUGCUUCAGAAGGGCUGGAAGGGAAAUUCCCUGAGCAGGGAAUAUUGUCCGUUGGCACAUGUUAUAGAUGCCAUGAUUUGUACAGAGUAGAGGAGUCAGUGAGGAAGACCUGGAGUUUCUCCCCCUGUAGCUGUAUCUAAAGGUUGGAUGUUUUGUUUACUGGGCAGUCCCCUUGAGCCAGGCAGAGCCAGGCAAGGCCCUGGGCCUUUCUCCCAGGGGCUGUGGCACUUCCGAGCAGGCAAAGCAAGUAAUGGAAGAAGUAGAGCAGUUCUUACCUUCUAGUGAGUAAGCUGGUUAGGAAAUGGCAGAUCUAAGCCAAGAAGAGACCAGAAACUGCUCAGAGCAUUGCCAGCAUCUGUAAGAAUGCAUUUAGAGGGUAGGUGGGAAGAGAAAAUAACAAGACUGACAAAAUCCUACUGGAAACAUAGUUGUGGCUCAGAUAGCAUUUUAUUCUUAGUAUAGCAAUAAGUGUAAGCUUUCCAGCUUCCAUGAAGGGCCCUCAGCUUGGCCAUCCAUUGGAAUCGAGACAAACAUCCAGAGGCUGCUGCAGUGGGAGCCUUUCCUGACCCCAGCUGUGUAGGUGAGGUGAUGAUUUGCUGUGCGUGACUCACAAGCAGCAGGCAGGAGAUUGUAGUGCCCUGCGUUUUAGUGACCAUGCAAGCUGAUAUAACUUCGAGCAUCUCCAGAUAGACUUUUGCUCUGUAAUACGGGGUCUUGUACUGGGUGCAGCUCAAUCACACCCAAGACUUCACCCAUAAUGUUUACAUGAAUUACAUGUUUUUUUUUUAAUAUGUGCUGUCUGUAACGUAAUAAUUAGCUGCAUUGACUCAGAUGCAUAUUAGUGUUUUAAAAUAGGCUAUUUCUAACUGUAAGUCAAGAAUCUGUCUUCAUGCUCACUUUUGUACCUUUUCUGGUGUAAUAAUAAAAUGUUGGCUGUCCAAUCAGGGUUUCUAAUAAAAUUGAUGAUGUUGCUCA
Molecule: messenger RNA, 2267 nt
Organism: Centrocercus urophasianus (Greater sage-grouse)
Lineage: Eukaryota; Metazoa; Chordata; Aves; Galliformes; Phasianidae
Gene: CD38
Product: CD38 molecule
Exons: 8
Coding region: 1-936 (311 amino acids)
Biological process (GO): positive regulation of B cell proliferation
Cellular component (GO): plasma membrane
Molecular function (GO): phosphorus-oxygen lyase activity; NAD+ nucleosidase activity
Source: RefSeq, a predicted model, not a curated record